UCAGGUAUCCAUCAGUUUCCUCCAAAAUUAUUUUCUAUUGUAUAAAGAUUCUGAUUCUGAGUAUUGGUUUUGCUUGCGAAACAAGGCUGUUGCCUCGAGGAUCACCGGGGAGAAGGUUUCUCAACCGUUGAGAAACUCUUCACCGACCAAUAAUAUUAGACGUUAACAAUGGCGGACUCGCCGGUGAAUUCACCUCCUGCUCCUGAAACCUCAAAUGGCACAUCGCCUUCAAAAGGGACAACACCGUCAGAUGGGUCAUCCCCGCCGACACCACCUUCUUCACCUCCACCCUCAUCGAUUUCUGCUCCUCCGCCAAAUAACAACGAUGGCUCAGCUUCUUCUUCACCUCCCCCUGCACCGCCAACUCAGGAAAUCUCACCUCCUCCAUCAGCGACAUCGCCCCCCGUUGUAGCUAAUCCGCCACCGAAAACCCCAGAGACUCCUCCUUCUCCACCUUCACCUGAAGGCUCAACUCCGGUAACGCCACCGGCGCCACCACAAACACCGUCGAACCAGUCACCCCCUAUAGAAAGACCAUCUCCUCCUUCUCCUGGUGCCAAUGAUGACCGUAACAGAACCAAUGGUGGUGGUAACAGAGAUGGUUCCACACCGUCACCACCAUCUUCAGGGAACAGAACUUCCGGUGACGGUGGCUCACUUUCACCGCCUCGGUCAAUAAGCCCUCCUCGGAAUAGUGGAGAUUCAGACUCAUCACUGUUAUCAGGAGAUCAUCAUCCACAAGCCAACAUUGGAUUGAUUAUUGGAGUUCUUGUAGGAGCAGGGCUUUUGCUUCUACUUCUAGUGUGUAUUUGCAUCUGUUGCAACAAGAAGAAGAAGAAAAAAUCCCCUCAGGUCAACCACAUGCACUACUACAAUAACAAUCCUUAUGGAGCACCCACAGGUAAUGGUGGUUAUUACAAGGGAACACCUCAAGAUCAUGUGGUGAAUAUGGCUGCUCAAGGAGGUGGGAAUUGGAGACCACAGCAACCUGUAUCUGGUCAUCACAGUGACAGUUCAAACUUAACCGGGAGAAGUGCUACUCCGUCGCCUCAAGCUGCGACUCUUGGUCACAACCAAAGCACUUUCACAUACGAUGAACUGUCCAUUGCAACAGAAGGUUUCACACAGUCCAAUUUGCUGGGACAAGGAGGAUUUGGGUAUGUUCAUAAAGGGGUUUUGCCUAGCGGAAAAGAAGUUGCAGUUAAGAGUCUUAAAGUUGGUAGUGGGCAAGGCGAACGCGAGUUUCAAGCAGAGGUUGAUAUCAUCAGUCGUGUACAUCAUCGUCAUCUCGUUUCUCUUGUUGGAUAUUGCAUCUCUGGUGGUCAAAGGCUUUUGGUUUAUGAGUUUAUACCUAAUAACACUCUUGAAUUCCAUCUUCACGGCAAGGGUCGUCCGGUUUUGGAGUGGUCUACACGAGUGAAGAUUGCACUGGGAUCAGCUAGAGGCCUUGCAUAUUUGCACGAAGACUGUCAUCCUCGUAUUAUCCAUAGAGAUAUCAAAGCUGCAAACAUUCUUCUUGAUUUCAGUUUUGAAACCAAGGUGGCAGAUUUUGGAUUAGCUAAGCUAUCUCAAGACAACUAUACUCAUGUCUCCACGCGUGUCAUGGGAACUUUCGGAUACUUAGCUCCAGAGUAUGCAUCAAGUGGAAAGUUAUCCGACAAGUCUGAUGUUUUCUCAUUUGGAGUAAUGCUUCUUGAGCUCAUUACAGGACGACCUCCAGUGGAUCUAACUGGAGAAAUGGAAGACAGUUUGGUAGAUUGGGCAAGACCGUUGUGUUUGAAAGCAGCUCAAGAUGGAGACUACAACCAGUUGGCAGAUCCCCGUCUGGAGCUAAACUAUGAUCAACAAGAGAUGGCUCGAAUGGCUUCUUGUGCAGCUGCAGCAAUCAGACACUCAGCAAGAAGACGACCUAAGAUGAGCCAGAUUGUACGAGCACUAGAAGGAGAUAUGUCAAUGGAGGAUCUAAGUGAAGGAACAAGGCCAGGACAGAGCACGUAUUUGAGCCCCGGAAGCGCGAGCUCGGAGUAUGACGCUAGCUCGUACAGUGCAGACAUGAAAAAGUUCAAGAAACUGGCGUUAGAGAAUAAAGAGUAUCAAAGCAGUGAAUAUGGUGGAACAAGUGAGUAUGGCUUGAAUCCUUCUGCUUCAAGUAGUGAAGAAAUGCAUAGAGGUUCAAUGAAACGCAAUACUCAGCUGUGAAGAGAACACACACAUACACUUCUCAUAAUAUUCACUUUCUUCCGUCUUCCUUAAUUUGUCUCAUUUUUUUACAAUGUUUUUUUUUGUUCAUUCUGCUUCAAAGAUUUGCAUUAUGAUGUUAUUAGGAGUUAUUUUUGACCAGAGAGAUUAGUGUGGUUUUGUUGAAUUGUAUAGUACAAAGCCUUAUUCCAUACCUAAGUUAUGGUUUUUAUUGUAAUAAAAUCCAAAAAAAUUGUAAAAAUCAUA
Capsella rubella is the source of this 2445-nucleotide messenger RNA. RefSeq names its product proline-rich receptor-like protein kinase PERK5. Gene Ontology annotation, molecular function: ATP binding; protein kinase activity. The transcript has 8 exons. Gene Ontology annotation, biological process: protein phosphorylation. NCBI's taxonomy places the organism in Eukaryota, Viridiplantae, Streptophyta, Magnoliopsida, Brassicales, Brassicaceae. The coding region runs from base 169 to 2199 and encodes 676 amino acids. The record is from RefSeq and is a predicted model, not a curated record.